GCGUUUUCCCCUACUGAACCAUGAGCUCAUGCUUAGUUCAUUAUAGUACCUAAGUACACCUUCUGUUUUCCCGGCUGGCUGAUAUCUGCUGUCGCUUAUCUCUCCGCUCGCCGGCCCAGAGGCGACACGGCGGAAUGAGGAGGUUCUGGUGGUUUAUUGGCAUGUGACAGCGGUCCGGACUCAUGAGUAGUGUACAUGGAGAGCAGCUGAGACACUCGGGAACAGGGCAAACGGAGUCUCUCCCUGCUGAUUUCUGCAUGGCGCUGCAGAUAUCUCUGCGUCGCAGCAUCACCCUCCCUCAAUGCAGCAGCAGAGAGAAUGAGCGAUAGACGCAAAGAAAAAGUGUGAAAGUUUGAAGCAGCCAACAGUCAAGACACCAUGUGCACCUUGAUGUCUCUUUGUGACCCGCGUCAGUGAUUUUAUCACUGAUCCACUGUCUGCAUUGGUUGUCGUUGUGUGCAACCCUCAUCCAGAGAGGAGUUCUGGGCACCUCCAUGGCAGGGGAGAAGGGCUGUCGCAGUGCCAUGGAUAUCAAGCGGCUAGCGGGCCUUCUGCAGCGUGGAGCCGGGCGAUUGCUGGUCAUCGACAGCCGGACUUUCUCGGAGUACAAUGCCUCGCAUGUGCACGGCGCCGUCAACGUCUGCUGCUCCAAACUGGUCAAGAGGAGGCUUCAGCAGGACAAGGUGUCAGUUACCGAGCUCCUCCAACCCAACGGAAAGGUCAAGGUGGACCUGGGCCGCAGGCAGGAGGUGGUGGUGUACGAUCAGAGCACGAAAGACGCCGGUCAGCUUUCCAAAGACAGCUUCGUCAACAUCCUCCUGAGCAAGCUGGACGGCAGCUUCCACCGGGUGUCUCUGCUGACAGGUGGUUUUGCAGCAUUCUCAUCCUGUUUUCCGGGCCUAUGUGAAGGCAAGCCAGUGGCCACUCUGCCUAUGAGCUUGUCUCAGCCAUGUCUGCCUGUGGCAAAUGUUGGUCCCACACGAAUCCUGCCCCAUCUCUACCUGGGCUCUCAAAAAGAUGUGCUCAACAAGGAUCUGAUGGCUCAAAACGGCAUCACAUAUGUGUUAAAUGCAAGCAACACCUGCCCAAAGCCAGAGUUCAUCUCCGAAAGCCAUUUCAUGCGCAUUCCCGUCAAUGACAACUACUGUGAAAAACUCCUGCCAUGGCUAGACAAAACCAACGAGUUUAUUGACAAAGCCAAGGUUUCCAACUGUCGAGUCAUUGUCCAUUGUUUAGCUGGCAUCUCCAGGUCCGCUACCAUCGCCAUCGCUUAUAUCAUGAAGACAAUGGGCUUGUCAUCAGAUGACGCGUACAGGUUUGUGAAGGACCGCAGACCUUCAAUAUCACCCAACUUCAACUUCCUGGGGCAGCUGCUGGAGUUCGAGAAAGGUCUGAGGUUGCUAAAGGCUCUGUCCUCGGGUCAAGAGAAGUUGGAGCAGUUGAAGGAAUUGUCAGAACCUAGAGGAGAAUCUUCUAGUGAUCCUGAAAAGGCUCGUCUGGAGGCUGAGAAGGACAGCACAGAUUUGGACACCAAGCUACCUUCUCCUUCCUCCCUCCAGCAGGGCUUUAAUGGCUUGAAUCUGUCAGCAGAGCGUAUCCUAGACACCAACCGGCUCAAACGCUCUUUCUCACUUGACAUCAAAUCGGUCUAUGAGCCCAACCACUGUCCUCGUCUCACGCCUGCACAUACCGAGGAUGUUCCCAAACUCUGCAAGCUGGAUAGCCCAGAGGCCGGAGAAGCUAAUGGUGUUUGCCAGUACUCACCUAUUUCUGUCAGCCCUGCUUUAGCUGAAUCUCCAGGCCUCUUUCCUGAGAGCAGCUCCCGACCUCGUUCGCGGAGGAAAAGCAAGCACAAUGGUAGCAGUGCUGGAGGUUCUCCCGUGCACUCGCACUUCGGACACUCACUCCCCGCACACAAAAGUCCCAGUCUUGAUGACAAUCUGAAGCCCUCCCUGCUGCUCAGCCUUCCCAAUGUGGGCACCGGGCCCAUGUGGACCAAGCAUAGAGACACCGUACAGGCCACAACCCCUGUUACGCCAACAGGCGAAGCCCCUUGGUUCUACAGCUCUGAGUCAAUGAACAGUAACGGAGGUGGAGGAGGGGCGGUACACUUUCCUGCGCUGGGCUGUAGCAGCCUCCCUGGCCCAUGCGAGGCUGUGCGUCUGCGGGAGAAGGUGGGGGAGCCACAGGACUCGAGGGGCAGCUGGCACGAGGACGCUCCCACUUCCAGUGCUGCCGAUAAGCAGUUCAAGCGGCGCAGCUGUCAGAUGGAGUUUGAAGAGGGGAUAUCGGAGACACGUUCAAGGGAGGAACUGGGAAAGAUCAGCAAACAGUCCAGCUUCUCUGGAAGCAUGGAAAUCAUCGAAGUAUCCUGACAUCACCUGCGCGGCCCCUGGGGACUUUUUCAUACACACGGACAGGCGCCACUUAUGAGUAAGGAUGACUAAGAGUGGGCCUGGCAAGGUGGUGGAACAUUCAUAUUAGUUCAUAGGAUUGCCGAUAAUGAGCGGUUCUCAGAAUUGGGACUUUUUUUUUUUUUGUCUUUUUAAGCCGGUGGAACCGGACGCAGAUUGACUUUGCUUUGUCUUUCUACAGUUUUUAAGCCAUAGCUAUCCCCAGAUGACAACGAGCUGAGACUGCAGUUGCAGAAUCCCUCGUUUCCUUACUCUAGAAA
Sinocyclocheilus grahami is the source of this 2674-nucleotide messenger RNA. Its product is annotated as dual specificity protein phosphatase 8-like. Lineage: Eukaryota; Metazoa; Chordata; Actinopteri; Cypriniformes; Cyprinidae. Gene Ontology annotation, molecular function: MAP kinase tyrosine/serine/threonine phosphatase activity; protein tyrosine/threonine phosphatase activity; MAP kinase tyrosine phosphatase activity. The coding region runs from base 495 to 2375 and encodes 626 amino acids. Gene Ontology annotation, cellular component: cytoplasm. The record is from RefSeq and is a predicted model, not a curated record. Gene Ontology annotation, biological process: peptidyl-tyrosine dephosphorylation; negative regulation of MAPK cascade. The transcript has 8 exons.